This is a messenger RNA of Solanum pennellii, 2454 nucleotides long. RefSeq names its product subtilisin-like protease SBT2.4. Gene Ontology annotation, biological process: proteolysis. The record is from RefSeq and is a predicted model, not a curated record. The coding region runs from base 1 to 2454 and encodes 817 amino acids. Gene Ontology annotation, molecular function: serine-type endopeptidase activity. The transcript has 10 exons. NCBI's taxonomy places the organism in Eukaryota, Viridiplantae, Streptophyta, Magnoliopsida, Solanales, Solanaceae.
AUGAUUUUAGUCCAAAAAAACUUGCUUCUUCUCUUUGUACUUCUUGUUUCAUGUAAUGGUGAAGAUAAAAAAAUAUAUUUGGUUCUAUUGGAAGGUGAUCCUAUUGCAUUUCAACAUGUUAAAACAAUUUCACAAGAAGGAACAAAACUUGAUCCAAAUAGUGAAGCAUCAAAGGCUUAUGCAAAUGAGUUGACAAAAUCCCAUGAUGAAUUUCUACAAAGUUAUUUGGAGAGAGGGAGCUAUGACAAGAUUUAUAGCUUUAAACACAUCAUAAAUGGCGUUGCUGUACACACUACUCCAUCUCAGAUUAAGAAGUUGAAGAAUGCGGCAAGAGUGAAGUUGUUGGAGGAAGACAGGAGGGUUAAACAGAUGACUACUUACAGUCCACAAUUUUUGGGUAUACCUGCAGUAUGGACUCAACAAGGAGGAGACAGAAAUGCCGGUGAAGGAAUUGUUAUCGGUUUUAUUGAUUCUGGGAUUAACCCAGACCACCCUAGCUUCGCGUAUGAUCCCACGACAAAUAAUUCUUUUACUGGUAACUUCUCUGGAGCUUGUGAGGAAGGUCCUUUAUUUCCCCAAACUUCCUGCAAUGGUAAAAUAGUAUCUGCCAGGUUUUUCUCAGCUGGAGCGCAAACUACUACCACACUAAAUGACUCCAUGGAUAUAUUAUCACCCUUUGAUGCUGUUGGACAUGGCAGUCAUGUAGCUUCAACUGCAACUGGAAAUUUUGGAGUUCCAGUAGUGGUAAAUGGAUUGUAUUAUGGACGAGCAAGUGGAAUGGCACCGCGGGCGAGGAUUGCAGUUUAUAAAGCUAUUUAUCCAAGCAUAGGAACUCUUUCAGAUGUAUUAGCAGCAAUUGAUCAAGCAGUAUUAGAUGGAGUAGAUAUCUUGACUCUAUCAGUAGGACCAGAAGAACCACCCGAAGACAAAUUAACUUUCUUGAGCCUAUUUGAGAUUUUCAUGUUAGCUGCACACAAGGCUGGAACACUCGUUAUUCAAGCAGCUGGGAACGAGGGUCCUUCUCCUUACUCUGUCAUCUCUUAUAGUCCAUGGGCAGUGGGUGUUGCUUCUUGUGACACUGAUAGAACUUAUCCUGCCACACUAAUCCUUGGUAACGGUCUCAAAAUUGCGGGUGUAGGAUUAUCAGGAGCGACAGCAGGAGAUGGAUUGAUGAUUCAGUAUAAUAAGUUGGUUUUGGCUAAGGAUGCGAUUAAGAUAAAUACCACAUUGCCAAGAAUAGCCAUUAAUAAUGCCGAGGAAUGCCAAUACCCAGAGGCAUUUGACCCUCUUGUUGUGCAAGGCAGUGUUGUGAUUUGCACAUUUUCAGCUGGUUUCUAUAAUGGGACAUCUACUCUUACAGCCAUCAUACAGACAGCCAGAGUUCUCCGAUUCAAAGCAUUUGCUUUUGUUGCAAAUCCAACGUAUGGAGAUUUCAUAGCCGAGCCUAUUCCUUUCGCUACUCCUGCCAUAAUGAUACCAGCAACUACUGAUACACAGAAUAUAUUGCAGUACUAUGAAAAAGCAACUGUUAGGGACGCAAACGGAUUAGUGGUAAGAUAUGGAGGUAGAGCAGCAAUAAGUGAAGGAAGAUAUGCAUCUUACAAGGGUAGAGCUCCUAUUGUUAGUAGAUUUUCUUCACGAGGCCCUGAUUACAUUGAUCAAAGUAAAAGUCCUACUGAUGUUCUUAAGCCUGAUAUUUUGGCUCCUGGACACCAAAUUUGGGCAGCUUGGAGUCCCAUGAGUGUUUUAGAUCCCAUUCUAUCUGGAUAUAAUUUUGCUCUAAUGUCUGGUACAAGCAUGGCAACACCGCAUAUUGCUGGCGUAGCUGCAAUGAUAAAGCAAUACAAUCCUUCGUGGACACCAUCAAUGAUAGCUUCAGCAAUAUCAACCACAGCCAGCACCUAUGACAAUCUUGGAGAGCCCAUAAUGGCUCAUGGAUUUGAUCUCUACACCUUGCACACUUCUGCUCCUUUUGGUUUUGGUGCUGGACUUGUCAAUCCCUCCGGUGCUCUCCAUCCUGGUCUCGUCUUUUCAGCAGGUUACGAAGAUUACAUCAGUUUCCUCUGUUCACUACCAAACGUUGAUUCUAGAAUAGUCAAAACUGCAACAGGAGGAAUUUGUGGUCAGUUAUUUGAAAAUCCAUCUGAUCUAAAUUUGCCUUCGAUUACAAUAACAUCCCUCAAUGGAUCGCGAAUAGUACAUCGGGCAGUUACAAAUGUUGAAAGUAAAGCAGAGACGUAUCUAAGUGCAGUGUUGCCACCAAAAGGAGUAACUGUUAAUAUUGAGCCAUCUUGGUUUACAAUAGCUCCACAGGGAACCCAAGAUUUGCACAUUACAUUCAAUGUCACUCAGGCACUUGAUGACUUCACAUUUGGUGAAAUUGUUCUAACUGGAUCCUUAAAUCAUGUCGUCAAGAUGCCACUAUCAAUUUUUCCUAUUUCUACAAAAAUGUGA